Messenger RNA from Physcomitrium patens, 1081 nucleotides. NCBI's taxonomy places the organism in Eukaryota, Viridiplantae, Streptophyta, Bryopsida, Funariales, Funariaceae. The record is from RefSeq and is a predicted model, not a curated record.
CUUAAAUGCUGUGCAUGGUGUAGUGUAGGGGUAUGGAGUUUGGGGUGUGUUGGUGAUGUGCUAACGUAUGGUGACGUGGUGAAUGCAGUGGGAUACUGCUGGUCAGGAGAGGUUCCGGACCAUCACAAGCAGCUACUAUCGUGGAGCGCACGGGAUCAUUGUUGUGUACGACGUGACAGACCAGGAGAGCUUCAACAACGUGAAGCAAUGGUUGAGUGAGAUCGACCGGUACGCGAGCGAGAACGUGAACAAGCUGCUGGUGGGCAACAAGUCAGAUCUGGCGUCGAAGAAGGUGGUGGAUUAUGCAACUGCAAAGGCAUUUGCGGACGAGAUUGGGAUUCCGUUUUUGGAGACGAGUGCGAAGAAUGCUACGAACGUGGAGCAGGCGUUUAUGACAAUGGCAGCGGAGAUCAAGAACAGGAUGGCGAGUCAGCCCGCGUUGAGCAGCACAAGCAGGCCGAACAAUGUGACGAACCUGCGAGGACAGGCUAUUCCGCAGAAGAGUGGGUGCUGCUCAUAGGGGAGGUGUUGGGAGGUGGGGCAGAAAGCGGAGGAGUUUGGUUAUGUUGUCGUUUUGGUGGAGUCUGGAGAUUGGUGUGGUGGUGGUUGCGGUUGGGAGAAGUGGUGGAGGGUGGUGAGAGGAGCAGAGGUUGAAUGCGGAGGUUUCAGUAGCGCAUGCGAGUAGAUAGGUACAUAAAUUUUUGGAUAGUGAUCUUCAUGGAGCAAGAACUGAUUGAAUCAAUUGAAGUGCCCAGCGCGCAUUCCCGCUGAUGAGAGGGAAUCCGUAUGGUGCAGUGGGUUGAGGGGAGGAGUGAUUUGUUUUACUCUUGCGCGUCCGAACUAUUGUAAAGUGGGGAUUGGGUCGGAUCGUUUACGUGGGCUUAGGUUUUUUUAGUACCGUGGUUAGGUAUCUGCUGACCGGAAGGUGGAUAUUCAAUGCAUAAUUUCUUUGCAGUGCAAUAUGGAGGACCGAUCCUUUUGGGUUCGUAAGAUUUAUGAGUCAAAGAAUUUUCAGGAACAAUCUGCAUUGAUAUCCAUGUAAUGCAAUUGCAUAAGAUUCAUUUGUUUGAUUAUCUUGCAA